ACUACGACCAAUCUCGUGACCUGACUUGUGAUCGAACAUGAAGUAACUGUGUUAGGCGCUCCUGAAAUUAAUAUAUUUGUCUGUCUGGCAUUAAAAUUAAUAAACGUGUGUAUCGAAACUAACGUGAGAAAACAGCAAUCGUUUUAUCAUGGCGAAUAGUACGAAAAUCAAGGAGAUGAUUCUCCCGGACGAGAAUAUUGAUAUGCUGGCUGCCACUAGUAUUCUGCAGCAGCAAGCGGCUGACAUUAGGACUCAGCGCAUAAAUUGGCAGUCUUACCUUCAGUCACAGAUGAUAUCAAAAGAAGAUUACGACUUCAUAGUUGCCUUUGACGUUAACGAUUCUGCUGCAAGAGAAGCCAAACUGAAGGAAAAUCCUGGACAAGCUGCUAAAGCUUUCCUCAACUUGCUUGGCCAUGUUUCAAAAGAUCAAACUAUCCAGUACAUUCUUACUAUGAUUGAUGAUAUGUUGCAGGAAAAUCGAAGCCGUGUUGAAAUUUUUAAAGAGCACUCUAGCCGUAAAAGAGAAUCAGUAUGGGGACCAUUUUUAAAUCUCUUGAAUAGACAGGAUGGUUUUAUUAUGAAUAUGACAGCUCGAAUCAUUGCCAAACUGGCAUGCUGGAGUCAUGAUCUUAUGGAGAAAACUGACCUUCAGUUUUAUCUUACUUGGCUUAAAGAUCAACUCAAAUUGAGUUUUGAAGCCCUUCAAGAGGGAAGCAUGCAUGCUGAAGUAGCACAGGAGACCAAUCCUACUGAUGCUGGAGAGGCCAAUGAGUUACAUGAAAUACUCAAUCCGAACAACGAGUACAUUCAGUCAGUGGCUCGAUGUUUGCAAAUGAUGCUUCGUAUUGAUGAGUAUCGUUUUGCGUUUGUGUCAGUUGAUGGAAUUUCAACUCUUUUGAGUGUUCUUUCUGGUAGAGUGAACUUCCAAGUUCAAUACCAGUUGAUAUUCUGUCUCUGGGUGCUCACUUUUAAUCCUCUACUUGCCGAGAAAAUGAAUAAAUUUAAUGUCAUUCCCAUUCUCGCUGACAUUCUGAGCGACUCGGUCAAGGAAAAAGUCACUAGAAUCAUUCUCGCAGUAUUCAGAAACUUAAUUGAGAAGGUAGAAGAUUCUCAAGUUGCAAAGGAACACUGCAUUGCUAUGGUCCAAUGCAAAGUUUUGAAACAACUGUCCAUUCUGAGUCAACGUAAAUUCGAUGAUGAGGAUAUCACUGAAGAUAUUGAAUUUUUGAAUGACAAACUGCAAGCAUCAGUGCAAGAUUUAAGUUCCUUCGACGAGUACGCCACGGAAGUGAAGUCUGGUCGUUUGGAAUGGUCGCCUGUGCAUAAAUCUGGCAAGUUCUGGCGAGAAAAUUCCAGCCGGCUUAAUGAGAAAAACUAUGAGCUUCUUCGUAUUUUGGUACAUUUAUUGGAGACUAGCAAGGAUCCUCUGGUAUUGAGUGUUGCGUGCUUUGAUGUUGGAGAAUACGUGAGACAUUAUCCAAGAGGCAAACACGUUAUUGAACAAUUAGGAGGCAAACAACGAGUAAUGCAGCUAUUAAGUCAUGAUGAUCCUAAUGUAAGAUAUGAAGCCCUUUUGGCUGUACAAAAAUUGAUGGUACAUAACUGGGAGUAUCUUGGAAAGCAAUUGGAAAAAGAACAAACAGCUGGAGCUCCAGGAAACAAAGCUGGAACUCAGGUCUCAUCAUCCGAGCAGGACCUGUAAACAAAUAAACUCCAGGGUACUGAGAUGGAACAUUUUUUUUUGGCACCAAUACUAUCUCUGUUGUUGAUGGAACCUACGAUACAAUUAUAAGUUAUACAUUAUGGAAAUACGUUUGUGACAAAAUAUAUAUGUAU
Messenger RNA from Phymastichus coffea, 1836 nucleotides. It is a transcript of the gene VhaSFD, whose product is annotated as V-type proton ATPase subunit H. Gene Ontology annotation, biological process: proton transmembrane transport. The transcript is spliced from 10 exons. Gene Ontology annotation, molecular function: proton-transporting ATPase activity, rotational mechanism; protein binding. NCBI's taxonomy places the organism in Eukaryota, Metazoa, Arthropoda, Insecta, Hymenoptera, Eulophidae. Gene Ontology annotation, cellular component: vacuolar proton-transporting V-type ATPase, V1 domain; lysosomal membrane. The coding region runs from base 149 to 1702 and encodes 517 amino acids. The record is from RefSeq and is a predicted model, not a curated record.